This is a messenger RNA of Diatraea saccharalis (sugarcane borer), 1095 nucleotides long. The record is from the annotation of a GenBank genome assembly. Lineage: Eukaryota; Metazoa; Arthropoda; Insecta; Lepidoptera; Crambidae.
AUGGGAAGAGCCUGUAGUUACAAUGCGGCUCUGAGAAGAGCCUGUGGUUACAAUGUGGCCCUGAAAAGGACCUGUGGUUACAAUGUGGCUCUGAGAAGAGCCUGUGUUUACAAUGUGGCCCUGAAAAGGGCUUAUGUUUACAAUGUGGCUCUGAGAAGAGCCUAUGGUUACAAUGUAGCCCUGAAAAGAGCCUGUGGUUACAAUGUGGCUUUGAAAAGAGCCUGUAGUUAUAAUGUGGCUCUGAGAAGAGCCUGUGUUUACAAUGUGGCCCUGAAAAGGGCUUAUGGUUACAAUUUGGCUCUGAGAAGAGCCUGUGGUUACAAUGUAGCCCUGAAAAGGACCUGUGGUUACAAUGUGGCUUUGAAAAGUGCCUGUGGUUACAAUGUGGCUCUGAAAAGAGCCUGUGGUUACAAUGUUGCUAUGGGAAGAGCCUGUAGUUACAAUGCGGCUCUGAGAAGAGCCUGUGGUUACAAUGUGGCCCUGAAAAGGACCUGUGGUUACAAUGUGGCUCUGAGAAGAGCCUGUGUUUACAAUGUGGCCCUGAAAAGGGCUUAUGUUUACAAUGUGGCUGUGAGAAGAGCCUGUGGUUACAAUGUAGCCCUGAAAAGGGCCUGUGGUUACAAUGUGGCUUUGAAAAGAGCCUGUAGUUAUAAUGUGGCUCUGAGAAGAGCCUGUGUUUACAAUGUGGCCCUGAAAAGGGCUUAUGGUUACAAUUUGGCUCUGAGAAGAGCCUGUGGUUACAAUGUAGCCCUGAAAAGGACCUGUGGUUACAAUGUGGCUUUGAAAAGUGCCUGUGGUUACAAUGUUGCUCUGAGAAGAGUCUGUGGUUACAAUGCGGCUCUGAGAAGAGCCUGUGGUUACAAUGUGACCCUGAAAAGGGCCUGUGGUUACAAUGUGGCUCUGAGAAGAGUCUGUGGUUACAAUGCGGCUCUGAGAAGAGCCUGUGGUUACAAUGUGACCCUGAGAAGAGCCUGUGGUUACAAUGUAGCUCUGAGAGGAGCCGGUGGAUACAAUAUGGCCCUGAAAAUGGCCUAUGGUUACAAUGCGGCUCUGAGAAGAGCCUGUGGUUACAAUGUUGCCCUGACGCAGCUCUAA